Phycodurus eques (leafy seadragon) is the source of this 1493-nucleotide messenger RNA. It is a transcript of the gene stmn1a, whose product is annotated as stathmin 1a. The transcript is spliced from 5 exons. The coding region runs from base 124 to 582 and encodes 152 amino acids. Gene Ontology annotation, biological process: neuron projection development; microtubule depolymerization; regulation of microtubule polymerization or depolymerization. The record is from RefSeq and is a predicted model, not a curated record. Gene Ontology annotation, molecular function: tubulin binding. NCBI's taxonomy places the organism in Eukaryota, Metazoa, Chordata, Actinopteri, Syngnathiformes, Syngnathidae. Gene Ontology annotation, cellular component: neuron projection; cytoplasm.
GUGUGCGCUUGCCAGUGUCAGACUCGUGCGAUUGUGUGCAAGAGGCGUUCGGUCAACUCGCCACUCGGUGCAAGGUGGGUGUGACAGGAGGCACGUUUGUAAAUCGACGGUCAUAAAUUCAAGAUGGCAGCCCCAGAAGAUAUUCAGGUCAAGGAGCUUGACAAGCGGGCCUCUGGCCAGGCCUUUGAGGUUAUCCUUGGCGCUCCGACCCCUGACGCGAUGGGUGACUUCCCCUUGGCGCCGCCGAAGAAAAAGGAUGUCUCACUGGAUGAGAUUCAGAGGAAGCUGGAUGCUGCAGAAGAAAGACGCAAGAACCAUGAAGCUGAAGUUUUGAAGCAUUUAGCAGAAAAACGGGAGCAUGAAAAAGAAGUGCUGCAGAAAGCUAUGGAGGAGAACAACAAUUUCAGCAAGAUGGCUGAGGAGAAACUCAAUCAAAAAAUGGAAACCAACAAAGGGAAACGCACUGCAAUUAUGGCAGCAAUGAAUGAAAAAUUCAAGGAGAAAGACAAAAAAUUAGAGGAGGUGCGAAAAAACAAGGAAACCAAUCAAAGCAACGUGGCAGAAGAUACUUCUGAAGACUGAAUGACAUGGAAGACUGGAAUUAUAUGUGAAUGCAAUAUCAUUUCUGUAUUUGCGUAUUCCAUUUUUGGUUGUUGAUGUUAGCCAGUAUAUGUGUGCCCUUCCCACUUGAAGUAACAAUAUAUAUCUAUUUUUUUUUAAUUCUCAAGAUAGACGCGUGCUUGUGCUUUGUGUGACUACCAGUCUCAACACUCAAUUUAGUAACCUGUUAGUCGUGAAAUGUAUUUAACAUGCUUUGCGUACGUAUCUUAAAACCUGAUAAUUCCAUGUGGUUUUGAAAUGGUGUUAAGUCUCUGUUGUUUACCUUUUAUUAUAAAAGGGUGGGAAAAGUAGCACAAGUUCCGAAGAAGGCAAAAUGUGUUCCGCAAAGUUUUCCUGCGCCUGUAGAUUCUUUUGUUUCGCUGAUAAUCUAACAAGUAUUGCUAUAAAUCGAUGCCGUCAUUAGUGAUGAAUGCCUUAGUUGUCAAAAUGUUGUAGAGUUUGCAUGUUCUGCCUGUGCCUGCGGGUGGGGGUGGGGGGGGGGGGGGGGUGUGGGGGGGUUUCUCCAGGUACUCCUGUUUCCACGUACAUUCCAAAAACAUGCGUGGUAGGUUCAUUUAAGACUCUAAAUUGUCUGGCAUCCAGUUCAGGGUGUACCCUGCCUCUUGCCCCAAAGUCAGCUGGAAUAGGCUCCAGCACACCCUAGUGAGGUUAACCGGUACAGACAAUGGAUAGUUGUCCAUCCAUCCAUCCAUCCAUCUUCUUUCACCGCUUAUCCCCACUAGGGGGAUCCAAAUUGUAUGAGUGGCUUUUCUAUCGGUUGUACAAUGAAAAAAAGUCUGUUGACAAGUAACUAUUUACCAGCUGCAUGUUAUCUCUGUUAAUGUCACACUUUUGAAAUAUACUAUUUUCACUGAUCUACUUCCUGUUGUGUU